Colletotrichum truncatum is the source of this 1221-nucleotide messenger RNA. Its product is annotated as cation diffusion facilitator 1. Lineage: Eukaryota; Fungi; Ascomycota; Sordariomycetes; Glomerellales; Glomerellaceae. Gene Ontology annotation, molecular function: monoatomic cation transmembrane transporter activity. Gene Ontology annotation, cellular component: membrane. Gene Ontology annotation, biological process: monoatomic cation transport; transmembrane transport. The record is from RefSeq and is a predicted model, not a curated record.
AUGUCUGCAACCAAAACAGCCCCCAGCACGGGGAUAGACCUCUCAUCUAUUCCCGCUCUUGAUCCCGAAUCUCGCUCCUUCUCGUCCGAGGUGAGCGAUCCAUACAAUCUCGGCGGCCACAUCAAGAGCGAGACCGAUAUUGGCCUGCUUAGUGCGCGACCGAAGCAAAACAGCGCCCGCAAGAGAAUUCACCAUAAUUUCACCCGUACCGGCUCCAAAGAGGCAAAACUCCAGGACUUUUAUCGCACGCAAAACACAAAGAUCCGCUCUCUGCUCAAGUCAGUCGACGAGCACGAGCGCGAUGCUAAAGAGACCCAGGGCGACAACAACCUCAGGUACCAAAUCGCUGUCAAGGGUAGCUUGGGCGCCAAUGUUGUCCUCGCCGCCCUCCAGCUCUACGCCGCCAUCUCAUCAGGGUCGCUGUCGCUUUUUACAACAAUGGCUGACUCCAUCUUCGAUCCUGUUUCAGGGCUGAUGCUUAUGUUAUCUCACAGAGCUGUGAAGAAGGUCGACACGCGCAAAUACCCCUCUGGGAGAGCGCGUAUCUCAACAGCGGGUAACAUUGUCUUUUCCUUCAUCAUGGCGUCUCUUUCGCUGGUGCUGAUUGUCCUGUCUGCUCGGGACCUGGCGGCUGGCUCGGAGGAGGACACAAAUAAGUUUCACUUGCCUUCAGUAAUUGCCGUUGCUAUUGCCUUUGGUACCAAGUUCUGUCUCUGGCUAUACUGCUGGUCUAUCAAGCACAUCUACUCCCAGGUUGAGAUUCUGUGGCGCGACCAUCGCAACGACCUCUUCAUCAACGGCUUCGGUAUCUUGACAUUCUCCGCUGGAAGCAAGAUUAAGUGGUGGAUUGAUCCCAUGGGUGCUAUCAUCUUGUCUUUUCUCAUUGCUGGGUUGUGGCUGAGGACUGCUUACGAGGAGUUUCAGCUGCUCAUUGGCGUCUCGGCGGAGCCCGAGUUCCUCCAGCUCAUUACUUACAUUGCAAUGACGCAUUCUCCCGAGGUCAAGCAGAUCGACACUGUUCGCGCGUACCACAGCGGUCCGCGCUACAUUGUUGAGAUUGAUAUUGUUAUGGACCGCAACGAGAGGUUGGAGAUAGCUCACGAUGUUGCGGAAGAGCUGCAGAUCAAGGUUGAAAAGCUUCCUGGUGUUGAGAGGGCGUAUGUUCACAUCGACUACGAAACUAGCCACAAACCCGAGCAUAGCUUGAAGAAGGAUCUUUAA